Molecule: messenger RNA, 4678 nt
Organism: Octopus bimaculoides (California two-spot octopus)
Lineage: Eukaryota; Metazoa; Mollusca; Cephalopoda; Octopoda; Octopodidae
Source: RefSeq, a predicted model, not a curated record
AAGUAUGACCACCCUUGCACUCCCUACAAGUCACUGCCCUUACCAGUUCCCUUCAAAUCCAAGUUGUAGGGAGUGUACUUCAAAAUCUCCUAUUCACUAUGUUAAUCAUAGGCACAGGAGUGGCUAUGUGGUAAGUAGAUUGCUUACCAACCACAUGGUUCUAGGUUCAGUCCCACUAUGUGGCACUUUGGGCAAGUGUCUUCUGCUAUAUAGCCUUGAGCUGACCAAAGCCUUGUGAGUGGAUUUGGUAGAUGGAAACUGAAAGAAGCCUCUCGUAUGUGUGUGCAGUUAUUUGUCUCCCCCCCCAACAUCACUUGACAACCGAUGCUGGUGUGUUUACAUCCCUGAAACUUAGCAGUUUGGCAAAAAAGGAGCUGAUAGAAUGAGUACUAUGCUUGUAAAGAAUAAGUCCUGAGGGUUGAUUUUCUCGAUUAAAGGUGGUGCUCCAGCAUGGCUGCAGUCAGAUGACUGACACAAGUAAAGGAAUAAAAGACUUGUUAUUAAAACUGACCAUUAUUGUGCUGGUACCACAUAAAAAGCACAGUCCACUCUGCUGAUAAAAUAAAUACCAGCCUUGUGUCAAAAUUUGAAACCAUUAUUCGUAUUUAACGCAAUAUAAACCAAGAUUGUCUUGUAGACGCAGGCUAGCAUGAUCAAACAGAUCUAUAAUCAAAGAUAUUCUACCCGUAACCGUCACAAGUUUAUAUAUCCGAUUCUAUACUGUCGAAUGUUACCUUCUUUUAAGAAGGAAGGGCAGUGAACUUAUUUCUGGCACAUCGAGCUACUACCUAGGGGCUUCGUCGCUGAUAAAUAGUUGUUAUUUUUACUAUUUAUUUUUUUCUUCAUAUUUACCACUUUUAAGAAGGAACAAAUUCGAAUAAUUAUUUUCUCACUGCUAAAUUAUGUCGAAGACAUUUUAUGUAUGUCACCGGCAUCGUUCAAACAAGGGAGAUAAAUAUUUAUCGACACCACAUAGCUGUGUUUCUGACUAGUUGAGCUAAACCUUAUUAUAUUGUACGAAGUAAUUAUUGCAUGUUAAGAUGAACGUUAGUAUUUGUGGAACAAAUAGGACGACGUACAUGUGUUCCUUCACCUUAAUGAUUAAAUAUUUCAUUUGAUCACAGCUUUACAUCGUUAAUUGGUUGUUCCCUAUUUUACAGGACAGGCGAAAUGGCUUUUAAUCAAAAACAAAUCAAUCAAUGAGCUUUCUUCACACUUCUUCACUUUUCAUUUGGACUUUAUAUCAAACAUUCUACUGGUGAGUAGAAAAUAUAUCUACAUUACAUCUGCUCCACACAUGUAAACAAAGAUCUGUGAUAUCUAAGACAAGAAACUCAACCAUAAUAGAUUAAUUAACUCGUCGCAGACACUCGUCAGCUUUUUGAGAGUUGCUCAAGAAUUAAUAUGGAGAACGUUGAUCAUUUGGAUUUUUCUAGCACAACUGUUUUUAAAAUUACAGAUACAGUUAGAGAAACAGAUCGGGAUGAGAAAGCUGAAGACAAAAAUGUUCCUGAAUAUCGCUGUGAGAUUUGUAGGCAGACUUUCUCUUCAGAAGAUGAAGUCUUCUCACACAAAGAAAGGCACUGUAAAGAGAAACCGUUCCAUUGUGAAAUAUGUGGGAAAUCAUUUCUUAAGAAUUCUCAUCUUGUUGUUCACAAACGUAAUCACACUGGAGAAAAACCAUUCCACUGUGAAAUAUGUGAGAAAUCUUUUGUUUCAAGCGGAGAUUUAACAAGACACAAAAGAAUACACACGGGGGAAAAACCUUUCCACUGUGAAAUAUGUGGGAAAACUUUCACUCAGAAUUCUAAUCUUGUUGUUCAUACACGUAGUCAUACAGGAGAAAAACCGUUCCAAUGUGAAAUAUGUGAGAAAUUUUUUGUUUCUAGUACUGUCCUAACAACGCACAAACGAAUACACACAGGAGAAAAACCUUUCCAUUGUGAAAUCUGUGGGAAAUCUUUCGUUUAUAUAAAUGAUUUAAACAGACACAAGAUAAUACAUACUGGCGAGAAACCCUAUCAUUGUGAAAUAUGUGGGAAAUCUUUUGUUAAUAGCAGUAAUUUAAUGACACACAAGCGUACACACACUGGAGAGAAACCGUACCAUUGUGAAAUAUGCGGGAAAUAUUUCGUUAGGAGUAGUAAUGUAAGAAGACACAAAAUAAUACAUACUGGAGAAAAACCGUUCCACUGUGAAAUGUGUGGGAAAUCUUUCUCUGAUAAAUAUAAUCUUGCAGUCCAUGAAAGACAACACACAGGAGAAAAACCAUAUGAUUGUGAAAUAUGUUCAAAAUCAUUUUCUGAUAAAUCUAAGCUUAUAGUUCAUGAAAGACUGCAUACUGGAAUACAACCAUAUAAUUGUCAAUUAUGUGAGAAAUAUUUUGUAUCUAAUAUUAGUUUAAAAAAUCACCUAAGAAUACACACUGGAAUAAAACCUUUCCACUGUGAAAUUUGUGGGAAAUCUUUCACUCAAAAUUCUGGUCUUCAACUACACAAACGUAUUCACACUGGAGAAAAACCUUACCACUGCGAAAUAUGUGGGACAAUGUUUGUGUCUAGCAGUGACUUAACAAGGCACAUAAGGAUACACACUGGAGAAAAACCUUUCCACUGUGAAAUAUGCGGAAAAUCUUUCACUUACAGCUCUAGUCUAGUUAUCCACAAACGUAUCCACAGUGGAGAAAAAAAUUUGUCAUUGUGAAAUAUGAAAUACUGCAAAAGGAUUCACCCUGGGGCGAAAUCUAUUAACUGUGAAAUAAAAUAAAUCUUUUUCUUUAGAGAACAUUAAAAAAUGUUUUCGUUUUUGUUCAAAAUUUGGCACUGUCAUGGUAUUAGCUGUCAGAAUUGAAAGUAGAAAAAUCUGACAAUGAACGUUACUGCUGGUUUGAGUUGAUUCUUUGGCUACUGACAGCUAAUACCAUGACUGGCCAGAGCGAGCUAUCUGUCUGUCUGUCUGUCUCACUAUCUCUCUCUCUCUCUCUCUCUCUCUCUCUAUCUAUCUAUCACUCGUUCAACUCUGUUUGUGUCCGUAGAAUUUAUCAAAUUAGAAAACGCAAAUUUAAAAAUAAUAGGAUCGACCACUCACGACUAGCUAGCGCGGACGCGCGACUGCGCGUUCGGGACCACUCUGCUUUAGUAGUACCCUUAUACUCUGUGUGUUUUCAAGCGCAUGGAUAUAGGAGUCAAAUUUGUUCCAAUAACUUUCGAGUGAUAGAUAGAUAGAUAGAGAGAGAGAGAGACAGACAGACAGAUAGCUCGCUCCGGCCAGUCAUGGUAUUAGCUGUCAGUAGCCAAAGAAUCAACUCAAACCAGCAGUAACGUUCCUUGUCAGAUUUUUCUACUUUCACUUCUGACAGCUAAUACCAUGACAGUGCCCCUGUUUUUGUUGACUUCUAACACGCUCGCACGCGCACUUAUAGGAUCGAAUACUCACGACUAGCUAGCGCGACUGCGCGUUGGGGACCACUCUUCUUUAGCAGUACCACGUAGUCCUCACGCAUAUUCAGCGUGACACAGUGUGACAAAGCUGACCCUUUGAAUUACAGGCACAACAGAAACAGGAAGAAAGAGUGAGAGAAAGUUGUUAUGGAAGAGUAGAGCACAGUUCGCCACCAUCCCCUGCCGGAGCCUCGUGGAGCUUUUAGGUGUUUUCGCUCAAUAAACACUCACAACGCCCGGUCUGGGAAUCGAAACCGCGAGUCCACUGCCCUAACCACUGGGCCAUUGCGCCUCCUGUUGUCUCACUGUACGUGACAUAAACGGCUCUCACCGCAGAAACAGAAAUAUAAGCGCACGCAAGCACAUACGUUAGUAUUUAUGUAAACACAUGAACCCUCGUUUGUAGCAUGUUUACGUCGUAUCACGUGACCCGAAUUGACCAAUGAAAAUCCAAUAAAUCCACUUGUGUCUUAUUCCUCCAUUAUACUUCUAAUUUGUUAAUUGCAUCUUUUUACCGUUUCAUUUCUUUCCCCUUUUCGUUCAAUAAGUUAUUAAAUGGGAACACCCAGUUAACAUUAUCAGUUUUAUACACGACUGACUUCUCUACAGUUUUCAACCAAUUCCCACUGGCAGGAUAUCUUUCAAUUUAACACUUGCAACAGCGACAACUAAAGAUUACAGUAUAUUAAUUGUUUAUAGCAACUGGUCAUGCCACGAACUCCAGACGCGAAAGAAUUGUCAGAUUUUCAAAGAGGACGUAUCGUGGGUCAGUCUGAUAGUGGACGUAGCCAGCGUAAGAUUGCACAAAGCCUUGGAAUUCCUCUUGCCACGGUGAACAGAGUGAUUGUACAGUUCACCAGCGAAGGAAAGGAAUCAACUGCCUCCCGCUCAGGUCGACCUGGGCCCUCUGAUAAAUGUCUUCAGACUGUUGAACAGAUUGUUGAAAAUAAUCCACAUUGUAAGGCAGCUGAUGUUGCAGAGCAACUCCAAAAGAGUCGGAGUACUUCUGUGAGGUAUCUUCAUCAACUUGGCUACUACGGUAAAGUAGCAAGAAGGAAACCCUCUUUGACCCACAGAUAUCCAAAGGAUUGGACAAAUAAGGUGGUAGAGAGAGCCAAAUGGGUUAAAACAUUAAAACCUACAGAAGAAAUCUCAACUACAUCCUAAAUGAAUUAUUUAAACGCAUCAUAUAACAUUAUUUUCGUUCUUGAAAUUAAAUCCUUCAAAAAAAUGAUUGA